AUGCCAGGCAAAGCUGCGCCCAUCAAGAUGUCCUCAGCCAAGAAAGCUGUCAAGAAGGCGCCUGAGCCCGCCCCGAAGCCUGAACCGGUCCUCGAGGCUCCACCUGUGGAUGCUCCACCUGUGGAAGUUGCUCCGGCUGAAGCAGCUCCCGCACCCGAGGGAGAAGUAGUCCCCGCAGCCCCGGCAGAAGACACCCCGUCUGCGGAAGGAGGCACCCCAGCUGAUGCCACAGCCAGGGAGGGAGCUGAGUUUCCGACUCUUACUGAAGCUGCUGCUCCCGCUGCUGACGACGAUGCUGCUGCUCCCGCUGCAGAUGCUCCCGCUGACGCUGCUGCAGCAGAAGCUGCUGUCGUUGAAGAGCCGCCAAAGGCCCCCACGCCCCCACCUCCUGCAGUCCCCACCAGCGCUCCUCUGGACGUAUCUGUGGAUGAUGUGGACGACUCCAGCCUCACCAUUAAAUGGAACCCGCCAGAGACCAUCGGAGACUCCGGCCUGGACGGAUACGCCAUCGAGUACUGCAAGGAUGGAACAACAGACUGGGUUGUAGCUGAAGAGGAGCUGACCCCAACUAACCGCUACUGCAUCAAGAAUCUCACAGCCGGUGACCUGCUGCAUGUGCGUGUGGUGGCUGUAAACCGGGGUGGACGCAGUGAACCUGGUACCCUUGCUGAGCCUGUGCUCAUCCGGGAGAUUGGUGAGCGUCCAAGGAUCCGCAUUCCCCGCAUUCUCAAAGCCUGUUAUGUCAAGACGGUUGGAGAGCAGAUCAAUCUGGUCAUCCCUUUUCUUGGAAAGCCCAAACCUGUGGUGUCCUGGCUUAAGGACGGUCAGCUUGUGGAUACAAGGGUCAACAUCAGGAACAGUGACAAGGACAGCAUCAUAUUUAUCCGCCACGCUCAGAGGGAGGACUCUGGUGUUUAUGAGAUUACUGUUAAAGUGGAUAGCUUUGAGGACAAAGCCACCGUCACCCUUCAAAUUGUGGACCGGCCCGGCAGUCCUGCCAGUUUGAAGCUGGUGGACACCUGGGGCUUCAACGCUGCUCUGGAAUGGACCCCUCCCAAGGAUAAUGGCAACACAGAGAUAACUGGAUACACUGUCCAGAAGGCCGACAGGAAGACAGGGGAAUGGUUCUCGGUGCUGGAACACUACCACAGGCUAACUGCCACCAUCUCAGAUCUCAUCAUGGGCAACUCAUACUCCUUCAGAGUCUUCGCUGAGAACCAAGUGGGCAGAAGUGAGCAGAGCAAUGUCACCAAGGGGGUGGCCACCAUCCAGAAGACAGGUAUUGUCUACAAGCCUCCCGAGUACCCGGAGCGUGACUUUAGCGAGGCACCCAAGUUCACAACACCCCUCAAUGACCGCGCUGCCACUGUGGGAUACACCACCAAGCUGCUGUGCUCUGUCCGUGGAAGCCCUAAGCCUAAGAUCGAGUGGUUGAAGAAUCAGGUGAUCAUUGGAAACGACCCCAAGUAUCGUCAGAUCUCGACCCAGGGCAUUUGCUCUCUCGAGAUCCGUAAGCCCUGCUGCUUCGACGGCGGUGUGUACACCUGCAGAGCCAAGAACCAGCAGGGAGAAGCCGUGGUCUCCUGCAAGCUGGAGGUCAAACAGGUUAUUCUUCCAGGUGCUGACAAGGAGAAGGGCAAAUAA
Anoplopoma fimbria (sablefish) is the source of this 1644-nucleotide messenger RNA. It is a transcript of the gene mybpha, whose product is annotated as myosin binding protein Ha. The transcript is spliced from 13 exons. The record is from RefSeq and is a predicted model, not a curated record. Gene Ontology annotation, molecular function: protein binding. The coding region runs from base 1 to 1644 and encodes 547 amino acids. Lineage: Eukaryota; Metazoa; Chordata; Actinopteri; Perciformes; Anoplopomatidae.